ACAUGCUUCAUACCAUCAUGUUGAAGGACAUUUCUGCCACAAAAGAUGUCACAAUGAGACCGUGUGGUGUAACUCACCUCCUGGAAUUACAAGACCCAAAUCACCUUCCUCACCUGACAGUGAGCAGAGAUGUGGAGGCCAGGAUCUCCUCCCUGAAUGAAUUCCAUGUCGGUUUGGUGAAUGAAACCUGGAAACGUGGAGGUGAUGAAAAUGGUUUCCAAGUAAUCAAACAUCUGAUAAGCCACUUCCCUACAUGUUGCAUCACUGAUGAAGAAGGCCGUCCAGUUUCCUGGGUGCUGCUGUAUGAUUACUGUGCCAUGGGGAUGCUAUACACCCUGCCAGAGCACAGGGGGAAGGGCUAUGCCAAGAUCCUGGUGAGCACCAUGGCAGCAAGGCUCCAUGCCCAGGGUUGCCCUGUGUACUGCUACAUCGAGGAGGAGAACCAGGUCUCCUACAGGCUUUUUAAGAAACUGGGCUUUACUGAGCACCCCUCCUACAGGGCCACCUGGUUUGAGUUCAACUACUAA
Molecule: messenger RNA, 527 nt
Organism: Conger conger (European conger)
Lineage: Eukaryota; Metazoa; Chordata; Actinopteri; Anguilliformes; Congridae
Product: glycine N-acyltransferase-like protein 3
Exons: 2
Coding region: 3-527 (174 amino acids)
Cellular component (GO): mitochondrion
Molecular function (GO): glycine N-acyltransferase activity
Source: RefSeq, a predicted model, not a curated record